AUGAUUACGCAGAAACUACGGGAAAUGUUAGAACGGCCAAUCGCACGGCGGCAGAGACCUGAUAUCAGGACUCCGCAAACUGUUGUGGUUGGAAAGCGAAUGACGGUUAACGGCUGCGCGUCUAUUGUCUGUUUGACUGGCCAGAGAGCAGAGGAACGGCAUCAACGCCAUGCGGUCCUUCAGGGCAUUGGACCAGGCGAUGUCAUUCGCACACCCGCACGUUAUUUUGAUUCGAUUGUGGAGGAACGACGAUUGCCGAAGUCUCAACAUUGUCGAAUGUGGCGGCGUAGACCUGCCGGUGAGGCCACGUGGGGACCAACACGUGUGGUUCCUUGUUCACAUCACAAUAAAGUGCGGAUGUGUACACGCUGUCCGUGGAUGGGAUUGGCGGUAACAGCAUCCAGAGAUAUUAAGGCAGAAAGACUCCGCCGGGCUGUGGAGACCUCUAUUGCUUUAGACAGUACGUCUUAUUCUAUUGCUUCUACUAGUGGUGGUGGUGAGACUGUUAAUACCAAUGGUGAUGAUAAUACUUUCUUAACUGAUGAGAAGAAGAAGAGAGGGAAACGUACUUGGCCUCCUUCUUCAGUACGUUUUCUAGAACCAUUUGAUAUCUCUGUAGAUGCACACACUAUGCGGGAGAUGGAGUUUCACUUUGAACAGGCAUCCCAGCGGGAAUCCACUGGUAGUGUCAAUCAAACAGAGGGAAAUAAAAUAGAGACUGCAGGAAAGUUCUGUUUUUCUAUGGAUUCAAAAACUGCACCUGAUUGUUUUUUAUGUACACUUGAACAACAACGUCUUCUUGCCUCUUUAAACCGAUGGGCAGAGCAAUUGGCUUUCCCUAUACAACAAACACUUUGUUCAGUUUUUGUAUUACAACACCCUCGAAAUCCCUCAGCACAUACAUGGGAGCGGGAUCUUCAUGUAACUCUUCUCUUACGUCAAGAUGUCUCUCGCUUUGGUGGAUACACGCCAUUGUGUGGACCAUCACAAGCAGAAAAUACACUCUCUUUAGAGGAACAAAAACUGGUAGAUGCCGUACUCUCUGCCGCACCAUUAACACAAAAUAUUGGAGUCGCUACAUUGUGUACGGAUGGUUCAUUGAGUUGUCUCUAUCCACAACCGCAGCGAGUGGAUUUAUCCCUGGCAAGAUCUACUGUAGAGAAAGAAGUUGUGCCUUGCACUGCAGUCCAUGGUUUUUCUGGAGAAGUACGAAAGGCGGUGUUACCCUUCAUGCAUAGUACUGUUGCCUUUGCUCUUAGUUCUCAGGAUAUUUCUGUGUUGGAGCAUUCAUCACCUUCUCUCUGGCGACAAGGGCAGGCGCUUGAGGCAGUUGGAUCUCUCUUACUUUCCCUUCUUGGGGAUAAACAGAGUGAUAGUUCUCUAGUUAUUUUUGCUGAUCAUAACUAUGAGGAUCCUUUAGGGGCUUCUGUGGCGCAGAGGAGUGGAUCACAACUUCUUGCUUUAAUACUUACACAGUUGUUUGAAGAACACUUUUCACAAUCUGUGCUUCAUGUUGUGAAGAGGAAACGAGAAGGAGAGAAGAAAGGUUUAGUAGAUCUUCUCCAUUUAUCUGCUGUAAUGUCCACAUUACGUGCUGAACCUUCACUUUGGGUCUGUCUUAUUGACAGUAACUCGGAUGUAGCGGCAGCGACAAGUUUUUUUCGACAAGGAAUAGAAUUUAUUCGACAAAAGUCUAUUCUAACACCAAAGAAGUUUCUCCUUAUUCAGCUUACUGGAAGUGGAAAUUUCGAUUUGCUUUCACAGGCUCUCUGCGGGGUACGAACUGUGUUGGAAGGACAUGGCCAACUCCACUUGGAGAGUGGGAUUGUUGAUAUUGAUCCCUGGACAGCUGCUGCUGUUGGCUACGUUGUAUUGGAGUUCACUAUAUAA
Messenger RNA from Trypanosoma theileri, 1890 nucleotides. RefSeq lists its product as uncharacterized. Bases 1 to 1890 code for a protein of 629 amino acids. The transcript has a single exon. The record is from RefSeq and is a predicted model, not a curated record. Lineage: Eukaryota; Euglenozoa; Kinetoplastea; Trypanosomatida; Trypanosomatidae.